Messenger RNA from Cannabis sativa, 1524 nucleotides. RefSeq lists its product as uncharacterized. The transcript has 2 exons. NCBI's taxonomy places the organism in Eukaryota, Viridiplantae, Streptophyta, Magnoliopsida, Rosales, Cannabaceae. The record is from RefSeq and is a predicted model, not a curated record. Bases 490 to 1524 code for a protein of 344 amino acids.
UUGAAAAUGGUUUAGAAAUCAUGAAGAACUGUUAUAUGACAAGUACCAAGAGCUAGCAUAUAUACAGGGUAAGAUUUAUGUUAAUGGUAGCAAAUUAGUUUUAUAAUAGUUGUAAAUCGAUCUGAUUCGAAUAAACAUGAUGAAAAAUGACAAUGAGUAAGAACUAUGUAAUUUUGGGGAUAGAAUUGUGGUUUUUCAGUUGGUUUACAGUUGCAUAAUCAUUUAAUAAUAGUUUCAUUACGUUUUUUGCAGGAAUUUAAUGUGGAAAAGAUAGAGGACAGAACAGUUUGAGAAAUGGUUAGUUUCCCAAAAUUUAAAUGAAGUUUCUUAAUAGUUUUAUUCUCGUUUCUUUGUAGUUUAUUAACAACCAAAAAAUGGCAAAAUCAGGAAUCAGGACAGGAAAUACAAUGCUUGAACAAAGGAACAGAGAUAGAAGAAAGGAAAGACAUUCCAUUCCUAGUCUUCUACAAUGGAAAAUUCGAUGAUCGAAUGAAUUAUGAAAAUUAUGAAGCCAGUGGACACUACAUUUCUGCCAAUUGUAACUAUGAAGAUUUGCAACAGAAACUCAAAGAUGCCCUGGAAUGCAACCAAGAAAACACUGUUUUGCAACUGAAAUAUCAAGUGAAGGAAGGAUACCAACCAUUGAGGAUAAAGGAUGAUCAAAGCCUGCAUUUCUACAUACAACUCAAACUGAAAGACCCCGACUUCACAACAUACCCAAUGUGUGUGAAUGUCAUCAACAACCCAACAACAACCAUCGAUGCAUCAUUCUUUGGAAAUGACAAUUCAUUAAUUACACAUAGAAGCGCCUUCCAACCAAUCGAAUACAAUGCAGCAACAACAGAAGACUCAACAAAUCAACAACAUAUAAUUGAAGCAACAGUACCGGAAUUUGGGGAAGAAAGUUUUGACUUCAUGGACUAUGCAAAACUUGUGGCAGAGGAAAUGGUUGAGCAACUGGAAAACAACAGAAAAAAGGAACCAGAAAUCACAGAUUCAGACGAACUACUAAUCACAGAUCCUCAUCAUCCAGAAAUAGAAGAAGCACAAAUAUACAAAGACAAAGAAACACUGCAGAGUGUGCUUGGUUUCUAUGCAAUUAGGAACAACUUCCAAUUCAGAGUUAAAAAAUCAUGUGCAAGAACAUACAAGAUUUGUUGUUUGGAUCCAAAAUGCAAGUGGGUACUAACAGCAUCCAGAAACGGGCAAACAAAGUCAUUCAUCAUUCGAAAGUACGGCAGAAAGGUGAUACACACUUGUGAUCUAAACAUCAGAUUUGCCGACAAGAGACAAGCUACAACGAAAUUGAUUGGAAACUACAUCAAGCCACGGUUCACCAACAUAAAAACAACUCAAACGCCACAAGACAUCAGAGGAGAAAUGAAACACAAGUAUGGGGUCAGAAUGAACUACAUGAAAGCAUGGAGAAGCAAAGAGCACACGCAAGAAGAAUUACGAGGAAAAGCCAACGAAUCAUACGGAGUUCUGCCGCCUCGGUUUUUUGCACAUGUUGCAAAAAACUAA